Messenger RNA from Phacochoerus africanus (Common warthog), 3141 nucleotides. RefSeq names its product dopamine receptor D4 (gene DRD4). The record is from RefSeq and is a predicted model, not a curated record. Bases 1 to 1116 code for a protein of 371 amino acids. NCBI's taxonomy places the organism in Eukaryota, Metazoa, Chordata, Mammalia, Artiodactyla, Suidae. The transcript has 4 exons. Gene Ontology annotation, biological process: adenylate cyclase-inhibiting dopamine receptor signaling pathway; adenylate cyclase-activating adrenergic receptor signaling pathway. Gene Ontology annotation, molecular function: dopamine neurotransmitter receptor activity, coupled via Gi/Go; G protein-coupled receptor activity. Gene Ontology annotation, cellular component: plasma membrane.
AUGGGGAACCGCAGCGUCGCGGACGCCGACGGGCUGCUGGCGGGGCGCGGGCCGGGGACAGGCGGCGGCGCGGGGGACCCCGGGGCAGCGGCGGCGCUGGCGGGGGGCGUGCUGCUCAUCGGCGCGGUGCUCGCGGGGAACUCACUCGUGUGCGUGAGCGUGGCGGCCGAGCGCGCCCUGCAGACGCCCACCAACUACUUCAUCGUGAGCCUGGCGGCGGCCGACCUCCUACUCGCCCUGCUUGUGCUGCCUCUCUUCGUCUAUUCCGAGGUGCACGGCGGCAUGUGGCUGCUGAGCCCGGGUCUCUGCGACGCGCUCAUGGCCAUGGACGUCAUGCUGUGCACCGCCUCCAUCUUCAACCUGUGCGCCAUCAGCGUGGACAGGUUCGUGGCAGUGGCCGUGCCCCUGCACUACAACCGCCAGAGCCGCCGUCAGCUGCUGCUCAUCGGCGCCACGUGGCUGCUGUCGGCGGCGGUGGCGGCGCCGGUGCUCUGCGGCCUCAACGAUGCGCGCGGCCGCGAUCCCGCCGUGUGCCGCCUGGAGAACCGCGACUAUGUGGUCUACUCGUCCGUGUGCUCCUUCUUCCUGCCCUGCCCACUCAUGCUGCUGCUCUACUGGGCUACGUUCCGGGGCCUGCGGCGCUGGGAGGCCGCCCGCCGCGCCAAGCUGCACGGCCGUGCGCCCCGCCGGCCCAGCGGCCCUGGCCCGCCGCCGCCCGACGCCAUCCUGGCCCCCGACACCACCCCACCCCCCGACGCCAUCCCGCCGGCCCCCGACACCCGCUCGCCCCCCGACGCCCCUCCGCCCCUCGACGCCGCCGUAGCUGCCGAAGCCCCGCUGCAGGCCCGCAGGAGACGCGCCAAGAUCACCGGCCGCGAGCGCAAAGCUAUGAGGGUGCUGCCCGUGGUGGUUGGGGCCUUCCUGCUGUGCUGGACGCCCUUCUUUGUCGUGCACAUCACCCGGGCGCUGUGUCCCACGUGCGCCGUGCCCCCGCGGCUGGUGAGCGCGGUCACCUGGCUGGGCUACGUCAACAGCGCCCUGAACCCCGUCAUCUACACCGCCUUCAACGCCGAGUUCCGCUCCGUCUUCCGCAAGGCUCUGCGCCUCUGCUGCUGAGCCCACCCUUGGUCUGGACCCCGCGCGCGCGGCCUGAGGUUCUGCAAGAGUCAUUAAACGGAUGCCAAACACCAGGCUGGGAAGCCUCCUGGCGGUGGGGCAGGGGGCAAGGGGGGGGCCCCCUCCUGACCCCCAGCCGCCCUCCUUGGAAGGAAGCCCGGGUCCCCGCUGGGCUGGGCCCCUGCACCGGCUGCAGGGAGGUGGGGGCAGCCCUGCCCCAGGAGCAGCCUCCGUGGGGGACCUGAGCAGCCCCUGCCAGGCCGGCUGUGCCAGCGCUCACACCCUCUUCUAACAGCUUGGUAGCCCCCGCGCGGGCCAGGGGCAACCCACCCCCACCCGGGAGCUCGAAGGCAGCAGCCUCCCCACCCCGCCCUGCCCACCGCUCUGGCCGCUUGCUCAAGGUCAGAGCAGAGCUCCCUGCCAGCUCCGGGCCUCACCAUGUUUGGCCUGGUGCCGGACAGAUGAACGGGCUCGUGGAGCCACCUCCCUUCAGGGAGGGCUGAGCGGAGGCCCACAGGCGAGAGCAGGGAGAAGCCAGCCUGCCCAGCGUGCCUCCCGAGCCCAUUCAGACAUGGCCCCACCUGGACUCCUUCCAGCCUCGGCCCACUGCUCCCAGCGCCGUGGCUGGGCGUUCCUGUGGGAUGCCGUGAGGAGGACGGGGACAGCCGCUGCCAGGUGCUCGGUUCUGCUCUGAACAGGGGAAACUAUGGGCAGUGAGGGCCACGGCAUCAGGCCCGACCUGGAGAGAGAGGCAGCCCCUUCCCAGCUCUGGGUGGCCACCCUCUCCUGCUCAGAUUCUCAGCUGCCGCCUCCUCCCAGAAGCCUCCUCUGAACACCCCCAGGACCAGCUUGUCCCUACCGCCCUGGGGGAGACUCGACCUCAGGGGAGCUGAGCACUGAUGGGCAGGGGGGCUGAUGAGGGUGCCGUGUCUCUGAACCCCACAGGGUCGGACAUGGAGUGGGGGUGAGGGGAGGGCGCCCUGGCUCUGGUGGCUGCUUCAGCGUCCAGCACCUUCUCGCCAGUGGAGUGUGAGGAUGGCUGCAGCAAAAACAUCCUGGGCAUCCCCCAGGGAGGGGUCCCUAUACCCAGGGAGGAGCCCCAGAUGGCGCAGCCUCGCCCAGGCAAGACACCUGCCCCAAAGCUGAGCCACCAUCACAGCAAGGGGCCCCGACUUGGCCGCUGGCCCGUGUCUCUCAGGUCCACGCACCACACCCACGCCCUGUUGCCCAUCUCUGAUGCUCUGCCCCACGUGCCUGCCAUGGUCUCGCCAGGCAGUCAGAGCUGGCCUCUGCUGCUGCCAAAACGAUCUCAACUAGCAGCAUGCCCGCCCGCCCACUGCAGCGCCUGCUGCUCUGCCCACGCCUCACAGUGGUCUGCGUGGGGCAAGGCCGCGCCCCCCCCACACCUGUUCUCACCUCUGUUCCCUGUUGUAAGAACUGACUGAUUGUGCUCCAGUGGGUGCCCCUCCUCUGGCCUGGGACCUACUGAUGGCCCCACCCCACCCCUUCUGGCCCUGUGGACAGACUCCCACGGCCCCAAGGCAGAGACAAGGUGGAGGAACAGGUGCAGGUCCCCAGGGUACUGACUGCCCAGCACACGGCUGGGCCCACCAAUGCCAGAGUCACCGCGGCCUACAGCUCAGAGGACCUCCGCGCCUUGAUAGCCACACCAUGCCAGCUGACAGAAGCCGGCCCCUGCCUGUGCCCCGAGGCUGUGUCCAGCAGGAGAGGCCACCAGAAGUGCUGACGCAGAACUGAGGACACUGACACACCCUCGACAGCAACUUCCAGAAGCUGCCUGACGUCCAGGGUGACUAGGGACAGCGUCACAGGCUGAGAAAUGCUGUCCCCCAACAUGCAUGGUCCCCAGGCCUCUAUUGUAAAGAAAAGGGGAGACAGGGCUCCCGCCCAGGGGCAGUGGGUUAAGAAUCCGACUGCAUGGCUCAGGGCAGUGCGGGGCUCAGGUUCUGGCCCUGGUCCAGCGCACUGGGUUAAAGGAUUCACUCCCUGGCCUGGGAACGUCCA